AGCGGCGUUAGCUCCAACGAAUGCAAGCGCGUUAUGUUUUGUAUUUUGUUAUACUAGAAAAAAAGUAGUGAAAUGCACAAAAACAAUACAGCAGUAAUGUGAAAAUCGAAAAAGUAGUAAUAAAGCAAGUGUAAAUAGCGCGCUGCAGAAGAGCAAAACUUGUCAAUUUAUUGGCAAACCUUCUCGUGUGUGCGUGAGAAGAGGUGCGCGAGUGCAAGUGAAAAUUCUACGUGCAGCUGCUGUUUGCUUAUGCAUGUGUGUGUGUGCAUGUGUCGGUGUCGGUGUUUGGACGCACUUUUUUUUAUUUAUUUGGCAGAAGGAAGUCUUCGUCAUCUGUGUGCCGAGUAAAAAAGACUUAAAUAGCACGCUGCAGCAAACACGGAUCAAGUUGGAACGGUUGAGAGAUGUUGUAAACGAAAAAUCGCCGCACAAAAGCGUCCGAGUCUGAAUCCAAAACUCUUACUUUCCUUUUUUUAAAAAAAGCUGAUAAAGUGGACGGAGAGAGAAGAAACUGCAGCCGGCAUACCGAUACUCUCGAUAUUAUAUUUCGUCGAACGAAAUCGAAAUUGUAUUCUAUACUAUAUACUAUGUACAUAUACUCAGACACAGCAAAUAUGAAGCCACUGUCGCAGCGCCGCUCAUCAUUGAAAUUUAAUCGGAUGUCGUCGACGAUGACGGGGCUGCUAUUUUUGCUGGUCUGCAUCGGUUCGCACGUGAGCGCAGAGCGCGAUUUCAACCUAAACGACUCCCAGGUGCCCGUUAUUGAGCCCAAAGAUGUGCCGGCCUAUCAGCAAGACCCCUACGUUACGGAACUUAUGCGCUGUGAGCAGUCGCCGAACGAGAUUGUGCUCUCAUUGGUGCUGAAGCAGCACGACUGGAACGAAUUGAGCGCCGCCAAACGCGCCCAUGUCCAAUCCAAGCUGGCCAAAUUCUUUGCCAUACCAAAGGAAUUCAUAGCAUUGGAUUCGAUAAGAAGGCACGACUUGCAGUCUAUGCAAAAAACAGCCAUGCGUAAAGGUGGAAAGCUUCAGAAGGGCUGGGAGACUACGAAUAGGCGUCUGGGACGCGCUAGUUUUAUGAUUGGUUGCGGUGCUAAUUACUUUGAUAUGGGAGAGCCAAUCGUCAAGCAGAUUGCGCAUCAAGUUAAGGAUGGCACCAUCGGCGCCAUAACGGAGGAAAAUUUUGGAACAUGGUAUAUAUGGCGCAAAGAAUUGAGGCCCAGAUCACAACGGAAACGACGAGAUACGGAGGGCUCAGCACCCGAGGACGAUUAUGAGUAUGACUACGGCGAGGAGGAAACGCCAGAGCCAGUCACCACAACGCCAGCGCCUACACAUGCCCAUCGUCAUCACCAUGGCGUGACCGAUAAUAUCAGUGCUGGAGCAGGGGCUGUGCCCGCUGUAGAAGUUACCGCUCCAGCUCCGCCCAACAGCCCCACAAUUGUGGAGAGCAGGCCAAACAGUUUGGACGAGGAAAUCGAGGAGAGUGUCUCCAAAUUGGAAUCGGUCAUUAGCAAAACCAUUGAGAACACUAAAAACAUUAAGGAGUUGUCUGUGCUGAGUGUUGACGACGAUGCUGACGAGGACGUUGAUUUGGAACAGUUGGGGAAAACGCAUGCCGUAGGUGUGCCAGCGGUGCCACAAAUUGUGGAGACUGACAAGAUGCUCGUAGAAGAAUUUGACAAUGAAUUGGAUGUGAUUAAGGCGGAUACUGCCACGCCCAGCAUUGCGUCAACUACUAGUGCAACGGUAAAUCCAAGCUUAUUUGAUGCUGCGCCCAACAUGAACAGCAACAGCAACAACAUCAUAAACAAGAACAACAACAAUGAUGAUGAUGAUGAUGAUGGUGUACAGGAUACUGUCGUCGUCGCUGUGACAGCCGCUAAUGUAGAAGAUCACAUGGCAACAAGCACAUUACUAACCACUAAUCAAGACAUAAUUGCCACACCUGCAACACCCAAGUCAGCGUCUGUACAUGCCCAUUCCACACAGCCCAAUUCCAUAGAAAACAACAACAAUAUCAGUAACAACAGCAAGCAGUCACCUUCAUUUUCACCAUACGAUGCCAAUUCAUCGGUGUCUGUGCCAUCAAUUGCAACAACAAUCGAAACUAUUGAAACGACUUCUACACCUUCGUUACCAUCGUUAUCGUCUGCCGCCGGCACAAGCAUCCCUGUAAGCACCAUCACCACCUCCACCACGACCUCAGCCACUAUGAACACCACACCAAGCACAAUCAGUGUCACUGAGUCUGUAACGGUUAGCAACAACAACAACAACAAUAACAACACAACUUUCACAACAGCAACAACAGCAACUUUACCAUCAUCAACAACAAGUACAACAGCAACACAAUCACAAUCGCCAAAGGAAGAGGAUGCCAAUGCCAUCGAUGCCAGCAACAACAGCAGCGUGUCCGCUGGUCAGGAUUCCACGGCAACCAUUUCAGUGUCUACGACAACUCCACAUGUGCCCGUUGCGUCGAUCGAGGUGAGCAGCACAACUUUCGCCUCGACGGAUUAUGUGGAGCCUCACAACGAGAACAGUGCACCCAUCAUCAAGACCCGACUGCAGAAGUUGGCGGUGACUUCGGGCAAAGCUUUCACGUUCCUGGUGCCCGAGGACACAUUUUUCGAUACGGAGGAUCUGAAAAACCUGCGAUUGGAACUUACGGACAAGGAUGGGCAAGAAUUGAAACACAAUUCCUGGCUGCAGUUCAAUGCCGAGAAACGCGAACUUUAUGGCCUGCCCUUGGAUGAUACGGUAUCACGCUGGCAAUAUCGCCUGACCGCCACGGAUUCGGGUAACGAGAGCGUAACGGAAACAGUCGAGAUCAGCGUGCAGCAGCAUCGCGGGGUGCGCACAAUCAACCAUGAGAUCAACAUUGCUGUGCGCAUCAACGAGAAGCAUUUGAAGAAUAUUGACUGGCAGCUGAAACUGAUACAUGGGAUCGCUAGGACCCUGGAAGACGGGAACAGUGCAGCGCUGGUGGUACGUGAAAUACGGCAAGUGCCGCAGGAUCCGCACAGCGCCACAUUUGUCUAUUUCAAUGAGACGCUGCCCACAACCGAGUGUCCCGAGGCAGAGCUGAAUGAUAUUGUCAGACGGUUGGAUGCGCAACGGUUGAGCGAUUUGGUGCAGCCGCUUUUGGGAAUAAAGUCGAUUACAGGGCAGUUGAUUGGCUCCUGUCUGAAGACGGAGCUAACCAAGCCCAAGCCCACAAUGCAUAUGUCCAAAAACUUGCCGCCCAUGCCCCGCAAUCAGGUGGAUCGCGUGAAUGCGUCCGUGGGCCAGCUGCUGGUAUACAGGGUGCCAAUCGAUACCUUUUACGAUCCCAACGAUAAUGAGCUGACGUUGACGUUGAAGACCAAGGAUCAUAAAGAGCUGGGCACACGACACUGGCUGCAGUUCGAUUCAAAGAAUCAGGAGUUCUAUGGCAUACCCAAGAGUGGUGACCUCGGCUCCGAUGAGUAUUUGCUGGUGGCCGAGGACAGUGGGGGCCUAAGCGCCACCGACGCGCUUGUCGUAGUCGUCAGUCAUGCACCCAAAAAGGAGUUUAGCGUCUUCUUCAAGGCCUAUCUGGCCAUACGCCACGAGAAUUUCAAUGCCGAUCUGCAGCGCAAAUUUGUCGAGCGUAUUGCUCAACUGCACGGCGAUUCGAAUACGAAUCAGAUACAGGUGCGUUCGAUAACAACGCAUCACGAUUCGGAUGGCACGAUUGUUAAUUUCUACAAUACGUCGCUGUAUAAGUCGCACAACCGUUGUCCUGAUAAGGAGAUGGCGAUCACGCGUAGCGUUUAUCUCACCAGCGACAUGAUGCUCAGGGAGAGUGUGAAGAAGCUAUUGGGACCGGAGCUCAAUCUGACAAAUCUGUCGGUUGCGCCUUUCGGUGCCUGCCAUCAAACUAUGGACAUAAAUCAGCAUGAAUAUAUACCCACGCGUACCGAGGAGCCUGGCUUAAAGUCCACAUUCUCCGAAGAAUACUUGGCUACAUUUAUUCUGCCUGCCGUUAUCAUUUUAGUCAUGAUAUUGCUGGCCUCAAUUAUAGCAUGCUGUUUGCAUAGACGUCGUCACAAGAGCGGCAAAAUGGAGUUAGGUGAUGAGGAGGAACGCAAAUCUUUCCGCACCAAGGGUAUACCCGUCAUAUUUCAAGAUGAGUUUGAUGAGAAGCCUGAGAUAGGCAAUAAGAGUCCUGUUAUACUCAAGGACGAAAAGCCACCAUUAAUGCCACCGUCCUAUAACACAUCGAAUUUGAUUGGUGACAACGAUGUCGAUGAGUAUGUGCCACCGCCGGCAGUGGUGGUGGGCGGUCGUGAAAUCCGGGGGAAAUCCCCAGCCACGCCCUCCUAUCGCAAGCCACCACCAUAUGUCUCGCCAUAAAUGUGUCAAAAGGAAACAAGCGAACUGAAACCGAACCGACUAUAUGGGCAACAUAUACAAUAAAAAAAUCGUAGUAACCCACAAAACAAAAUAACAUACACAGUCUACAAAUCAUUUAACUCUCACUACCUAUACCCACUAUCUCAACAAUACUGCACAAUUGGUAUGCAUCAGAAAUUUGUAUAAGAAUUUUGUAUUAAUUGACUUGACAAUUGAGAAUGAAAUGCAUUGAAUUGAAUUGAUUUGAUCGCAAUGAAUUGACCAUUGUAUUCAUAACAGAGAAAAGGUGAAGCAUGUGUAUACAUAUAUAUUAUUCGUGGACACAACUGGAUACAAUCAAUUAGCGAUUUCAUAAACGGUUACUAUUAAAUAAAACAAAACUAAAUGAACAGGAUAUGCGUGCAAGUGCGCUAAAAGUCUUAAGCUUAAACCUACAUAUGUAUGCUGCAUAUUUAUUUAGUAUGUACUUUAAUUUAUAUACGAAACAGCAAGCUCAAAUGCUUGAAAAACACGCCCAUUUUUAGUAUAGCGUUUUAAGUACACCCCAUACAGUAUAAUUUAUAAUAAGUUUAAGGUACUAAAUCGAACUAAGUUACGGCAGUUUUUGAUUUCCGACAAUUACCAAUUGUUGUCUGUGCAACUAGUAUUUCUAUUUUUUUCAUGUUCUUUCAAUAUUUGUACCUGGCUUUUUAAAUCAUGAUCUUCAAAAAAUGUAAGAACGUUAUAUGAAGUUAUAUCUCAUAAAGUUACGGCCGACAAUUCUUUUUGUUUAGAAACACUCAUACACACGGCACAAAAAAGUGAGCUGUCAGAGUCGAGUUUUUGAGUUCAAAAACUAGACUAGAGGAUCUUUCUUUUAAACGCAUGCUUCUAAAUUUGGGUUCGAACUAGUAUUAAGCAAUAAUUUCUUGUAACUUUUGUGUGCUUAACACAAGUCUAUCGCAUGUUCAGAUUCAAGCAUAUAUAAAUAUAUAUGUUUAUUAAUUGCAUCCAGCUAAAAUGCAAACAACUAAUCAAAUAUACAGCAUGGUCCUAAACGCCCACAAGUGCUUCCUUCACACCCCCACCAACAACCAUAUCCAUAUCCAAUUGAUUAAUGCUCUGCCACAUACAUCCCAUACUCAGAAAACCCUCAAGUGUUAUAUCAAAUUAUUACUUAAAGUAGCCAUUAGUUUUAAUGAUUUUUUACAUCGUUUACAAACACAUACCUAUUGCAUAAGUUUAAAUAUGUACCCGAAGCAAAGAAAAGGAAAUGAAAAGAUAAGAAAAAGAAAACGAACGAAAAAAUCACGUUUGUAUUUAUAUUUAUUUGUAAGCAUGUCUGCUAAUCUUGCAGUACUUAUAUUCACCUUGAAUUGUACGAAAUAUUAUUGGUUAUACUUAGAACGUAUCAUCAUUUUAUACAACAAACAAAAACCUAUGUAAGUUAGAGCAAUAUUUUUACCUAAACAACAAACUGAAUUACUUAAAGAACAAAAACAAUUGUCAAACGCCAACAUUAUGCGUUAUGCCUAUUAAAUUAAGCAACUAACAAACUUUGAGUAUUCGAGAAGCUCAAAAAUCAAAUGUUUACACUGUAUUUUGUAACAAUAUGAGUAGCAUUAUAUACGAGUAUAUAUAGAAAUAACAACAACAAUAGCAACAGAACGGUAUCGAUUUAUUUUGAAUAAAAAAUGCCAAAGAUA
Scaptodrosophila lebanonensis is the source of this 6064-nucleotide messenger RNA. RefSeq lists its product as uncharacterized. Gene Ontology annotation, molecular function: laminin binding; calcium ion binding. Gene Ontology annotation, cellular component: dystrophin-associated glycoprotein complex; sarcolemma; dystroglycan complex. NCBI's taxonomy places the organism in Eukaryota, Metazoa, Arthropoda, Insecta, Diptera, Drosophilidae. The record is from RefSeq and is a predicted model, not a curated record. Gene Ontology annotation, biological process: morphogenesis of an epithelium; muscle attachment; axon guidance. The coding region runs from base 588 to 4379 and encodes 1263 amino acids. The transcript has 14 exons.